ACAAGGAGCUGACCACAGAGCAUUUGUCUUUCCGGCUUAAUAGUCUCAAGCAGAGGAGAUAGCAGCUACUCCAGCUGUUCACCUUAUUUCCUUGGGAGAUGAUGCAAAGUGCUUUAGUUGGAUCUUGGUACAACUCUGGUUUCUAUGGCCACUACAGAGGCCAGUUCAAGUGUGAACUUGCUCAGGAUUACCGCCUAGCAGCCAAGCCCCAGCCUCCAGCAGUGUUCCUACAAAGAAUUAAGGAACCACCAGGACAACACUUAUUCUCCAAACAUGACAAUCGUGGUAUCUUUGAUCCCGGAAUAGGGAAACGGAAAGCUUGGGAGAAGCUCAAGAAGAAAUGCAAUGUUUUCAACUGGCCUCCUGAAGCCCAGGGGCCCCUUGUUUCCAGUUACCAGAAAGACUACUACCAGAAGGAGUCAGGUGGUGGCAUGGAUGGACCAAUUCUUCAGCCACUAGUCCACUAUCUUCAGUCUGGAGCCCCACAGUCCCUGGACUUUCACCAAAUACCUAGCACCACCUAUCAGCACAACUUCUGUCAUCAACUUGUAAGCCAGAUGCCAGAUGAGAAGUUUAGAAAGGAAGUUUCUGAGACCAAGGAAAAACUGGGGACUUCCCAGAUUUCUGAGUUCAGGGGAAAACUGGGGAUUUCCCUUUGCCCUACCCCCAGUGCUCUGUCCCAGGCUCUGCCAGAGCUCCCUGUUACAGUGAAUCGUAACAAAGCGGAGCCCUUCCUGCAUUUCACUGUCUCUGACUGUUUACGUUGGCUUGACCCAUUAAAGAAAGUAGGUUAGAACUCAUCCUUUGCCAAAGCAACUAGCACACCAGCCUGUUUUUCCUCCUUUUCCAGCAGAAUCCUUCAAAGGAACGAGGAUUUUUAGCGUGGAAAAGAAAAGGCUUACAGAUUCGUCACACAUUUUGAAGCCUGCUAUGUGGCAACGGGAUCAGACAGACUUUUGUUCUAUCUGCCCCAGAGGGCAAAACUAGAACCACUGGGUGACAGAUUCAUCUUGAUGGCAGGAAACCCCUGGAACAAUUAGAGCUAUCCCACGGUAGACUGGGCUGCCCAUCACUAGGGAUCUUCAAGUAGAGGCCAACGGGUUGUUGCAGAAGGGAGUCCUGUUCAGCCAUGGGUUGGCCCUAACGUCCUCCGAGGUCCCUUCCAAAUCUAACAACCUGGAAUUCUUUGAGAAGCAUGCCAGCAGCAGGGCCAGAGCCCAGCAAAAGCUCCCCCAUUCUCAAGCUCCCACGCCUACCCUGGCGCUGCGAAUCAUGCUGUGGGCAGGGUUCAGUUUUUGUGAGAUACUCCUAUUAGGAAUGUCAAAUCCACAGUCAACCUAUGGAAAUAGGAAUUGGAUCCCAAGGGAGUGGGGCAGUGCCUUUUCCACGAACCAUCUCGUGACAGAAACCUGGCCCAACAUAGGAGGUUGGAAUGAAUAAAGGAGUGUGGAGUGGUACAGACAGCAAUAUCCAGUGGGGAGGGAGGGGGUACUGCCAGAACACAGGCCCGCCAGCAGCACUAGCUUGCUGUAUUUGGUAAUUCUCAUCACUCUGCCCCUGACUCCCACAUGAAACAGCUGGAGGAAAAGCAGAACUUUCAAACUACAUUCAGGAAUAACUGAGACAUUUGUUGGGGAGGACCAGGUCCCCUUUGUGGCUCAGACCUUCAACCUCUGCCCACUGGGAGAAGAUGGAGGAUGAAGGUCUGACCUAGGGAUCAAACACUAGGCUGUUGACAUAAGUAGUUCAUGAGCAGUCUGGCCAAUGUAGGAAGAGCAUUGUGUUUCCUAGACAAGGGGACUACGCUCUCUCUGGCACCCAUAGUCUCCUUCCAAAAUUACCCCCCCAAAAGGGGGACCAAGGUCCAAAGAUGAGAGACCUCAAGAUUGUCCAAAAUCUGAAGGGUUGCUGUACCACUCUAAGCUUGCAUUGCAAAGAGCUUUUCCAUCUGUUUUCUCAUGGACCCUCACAACAUGCCUAUGUGGUAGAAAGGAAAGUUUUUAUCCCCAUGUGACAGAUAAGGAAACUAAGCAUCUAAAAGGUCAGUAGCGCCCAGGUCUCCUGCUUAUACUCCAGAUAGCCUUUUACAAAUAAGGUAAUAUCAUAAUGAAAGAACAUAACAUCACAAGACCCACGCCAGAGAAUACCUUCCUUGGGACAGAACAGAGAUGGCUGCAGAAGUUUGACAAGCUAUCGUAUGAGCCUCUUGCCAACCCACUGUGUUACUAAGCAAGAGACCUGGUCACUAGUCCUCUAGCCUGGCUGAGGGGUCCCUAGCUGAGCACAAAGCAUUAGGAAGAUGCACCAGGCUGUCCAUACAGGCCCCAAGGCUUGAAUCCUAAAGAAUCAGGAAACAGGUUUCUGGUUCUAGUUGUCCUCCCCUUGACUGGUCCGUGGGAGAGAAUGGAGAAAAGCAGAGACCGCAGAGUAAUCAACACCACCAUGCACUUCAGUAGUCUUCAUAUUUCACGUGAUGACAGCCUGGAACCUCACAACAGCCCUGUGAGGUAGGUGGGGCAGCUUAUUAUAGAUCCCCCAUGUCAUGAAAGGGAAAGCUGAGGCACGACGAGCUGAAGUGACUUGCUCAAAGUCACCCCACAACCACUGGUGGAAUGGGGAACUAUAACCAAGCUCUCUUAACCAGUGCCAAUUCUCUCCACCUUCCCCCAGUACUAAGAAAAGCGACGUCUUUGGGCAGGAUAAAACUAAGCUCUCCCCCACCCAAGAGCAUCCCCCCCCCACAUACACACCACAAGCCUUUUGCUCCCUCAGCACAAACCGUUCCACUGAGUGUUGUGUGUUUACAGUGUUGUGUUUACAGUGAAGGCCAGCUUUAUUUAGGAGGCGCAGGUGUGCCAGGCCACCUCCUUGUAGGCACUAAACUAGGGAGGAGUUCCUAUUGGGUCCCAUGGGCUAUUCCUGAUUCUUGUUCAGCUUAGGCCCACAGGGGUGGUACAGCUACUAAGGGCCACAGCAAGGAGUCGCUGUGGCCUAACUGGGUCAGGACCACAUCAGGGAAGGGCAAAGGGAGUGUAGGGACGUGGAGGAAACUGUUGGCCUCCCACUCCCAGAAAAGUUGGAGCCCUAGAGCCCUGGUGCUCAAGAUGUGUUAAUGGGAAAGACAGCUCAGUCCCUGGGUAGCCAGCUUGACUUUCUCUCACCUCCUCCCCUACCCACCCUACACUCAGGGUGGUAGUGGGCGACUCUCAC
Molecule: messenger RNA, 3210 nt
Organism: Phascolarctos cinereus (koala)
Lineage: Eukaryota; Metazoa; Chordata; Mammalia; Diprotodontia; Phascolarctidae
Gene: CIMIP7
Product: ciliary microtubule inner protein 7
Source: RefSeq, a predicted model, not a curated record